Messenger RNA from Cetraspora pellucida, 357 nucleotides. The record is from the annotation of a GenBank genome assembly. Lineage: Eukaryota; Fungi; Glomeromycota; Glomeromycetes; Diversisporales; Gigasporaceae.
AUGCAACAACUUUCUGAACUUGGCUAUUCAACAAUCCCUGCAAGAAGUUUUCAAGAAGCUUUUAAUAUCAUUAAAACAGAAUAUGGAUCGCUAAAUGACAUUUAUUCAAAAUCUCGUAAAAUUUUAAUGAUUUUAAUAGACUAUAAUUUAUUCACAACGCUAGGCUUUGAUGCAUCAUUAACAAUUAGAUCAACGUGUCCACGUAUUUCAAAAAUUCCAAUCGUUGCUGUAACAGAUUUAUUUACAGAAGAAAUACGAAAUAAAUGCGUUGACUCUGGAUUAAAUGAUUGUCUCAUAAAACCUUUAAAAAUUGAACAACUUGAAAAAAUUUUAACAAAAUGGGCCACUGAAGAUUAA